Messenger RNA from Lactuca saligna, 747 nucleotides. The record is from the annotation of a GenBank genome assembly. NCBI's taxonomy places the organism in Eukaryota, Viridiplantae, Streptophyta, Magnoliopsida, Asterales, Asteraceae.
AUGGCUUCGUCUACAGUUUCCCUCCGCUUUCGUUCUUUACCUUCCUCCACAAUCACAUUUCGUAAGUUCUUUGAGGCCACACCCUCGUCUCCAGUUGUCACAGAACUUUCCCUUUCAUUGGAUUCGGAGUUGGAUGAUGAUUUGUCAACCGGUGUUGAUGAACUACCGGAGCAGCAUUUCUCCCCUGAAUUUAAACUCUUCGUGUGUAGUUUUCCGUUUAGUGUUGAUAACCAGCUCUUGCUCGGUUGUUUGAACGCUCUGGAAAUGUGGAGGUCGCCGAGGAUAUUAAUGGUAGAAAUAUCAGAUUUAGUGUCGCUAUACCUCCGCAAAGGCAACAACUUUCAACAGUCUUGUGUAUAAACUGUAAAGUGUCAAAAUUUGUGUGUGUUUUGAGGCUGAGUACCAUUUCAUGAAGUAGAUAAAUUAGAUUGGGGUGUUCAUGGUGAAUGGUGUACAUGUAUAACAAUUUGGUUUGUGAUUCCACCAACUGUUUGAUAAAAUGCCUGACAGGACCCUGUUUCAAACCAUCUGGUUUGUGAUAAAUGCUCGUGAGUCUCAACAUGUAUAAAGGCGAUUAAACUGUUCGAGAAAAUGCUUGAGAGAAACUGUCUCAUUGACAAUUGAGUUUGGUAAACCUCCAACAGUUCCCUGAAAACAGUCUUCAAACCAUCAUAUUCAUAUGUUUGAACCUAAAGCACGAGUCUCAGUCUGUAUAAAGGCAAUCAAACAAAGUGUUUGACAAAAUGC